Molecule: messenger RNA, 1954 nt
Organism: Polypterus senegalus (gray bichir)
Lineage: Eukaryota; Metazoa; Chordata; Cladistia; Polypteriformes; Polypteridae
Gene: cap2
Product: cyclase associated actin cytoskeleton regulatory protein 2
Exons: 13
Coding region: 380-1801 (473 amino acids)
Biological process (GO): regulation of adenylate cyclase activity; cytoskeleton organization; cell morphogenesis
Cellular component (GO): cytoplasm
Molecular function (GO): adenylate cyclase binding; actin binding
Source: RefSeq, a predicted model, not a curated record
CACUGUCAGCGUGUCCUCUGCUCCAGAUUUAAGGACUCUGAAGCGGUUCGAUUUUGCACACGAGAAUGAAAGGAAAGAACAGCGGCUGGUGACCUAAGGCGGACUCGACAGUUUAAAUAAUAAAGAAGAAGACGCAGAAGUUCAGCGGCCACUCGGCUUGCCUGUCUCGCCUUAUUAGGAGCCGCUGAUCCAGUCUCCGCUCGCACAUUCGCCGAGCUGCUGUUGCUUUUUUUGGAAAUCCCGGAAGCAGCUGAACCUCAGCUCCAGUAAGCGGCAGCAACAGCAGCGCUCCAAGCAGCACGCAGCGCCGGGCUCCGGGAUACCAGGAGCGAAAGCGAUCGGCUUUUUGUUUUCUUGCUGCAGAUCCAGACGAAACACGAUGGCUGAGAUCCAGAGGUUGGUGGAGCGCCUUGAAGAUGCCGUCACACGACUUGAAUCGCUGUCUUCUAGACUUCAUGGCCCCUCAGGAGCUGGCGGUGAUCUGGAGAAUGCUGUCAAUGGAGGUCUAGCUCCCAGCGUGGAGGCGUUUAAUCAGCUUCUUAGCAGUUCUGUAGCUGCAUACCUGAAGAACAGCACUGAUAUCGGUGAAGAUGUACACAAACAUGCUGAAAUGGUGAAUGCAGCUUUCCAGGCACAAAGGAGCUUUCUGAACUUGGCAUCCUUGCAUCAGCAGCCUUCAGAGGCGGACAUGGCCACACUCCUGCAGCCCAUUUCUGAGAAGAUCCAGGAAAUUCAAGACUUUCGGGAGAGAAACCGAGGAAGUAAAAUGUUUAAUCACUUGUCGGCGGUCAGUGAGAGCAUUCCUGCGCUUGGAUGGAUCGCAGUGACGCCAAAGCCAGGCCCCUACGUCAAGGAGAUGAAUGAUGCGGCCAUGUUCUAUACUAACAGGGUCCUAAAGGAUUACAAAGACAGUGAUGUACGACAUGUUGAGUGGGUGAGAUCUUACCUAAGGAUCUGGACGGAGCUGCAGGCCUACAUCAAGGAGCACCACACCACCGGGCUCGUCUGGAGUAAAAACGGUCCUGCUGCUUCAGGAGUAUCGCUAUCUGCUUCUCUAGCACCAUUACCUUGUCCACCUCCUCCACCACCCCCUGGACCACCCCCUGUAUUUCAAGAGGUUUCAAAAUCGGAUUCAACCGCUCUGCGUUCAGCCCUGUUUGCAGAGCUCAAUCAAGGGGAGGCAAUCACCAAAGGGCUUCGACAUGUGUCAGAUGAUAAGAAAACUCACAAGAACCCUGGGCUUCGGAGUCAAGGAGGAGUCAGCCGGCAAUCUCCCACUAAGAGUCAGACGUCCAGCUCGUCAGGCCCCAAAGCAGCUCUCCAGAAUAAACUGCCAGUGCUAGAGCUCGAAGGCAAGAAGUGGAGAGUGGAGUACCAAGAUAAUGCCAAUGACCUUGUAAUUUCUGAAGCUGAGCUGAAACAAGUGGUUUAUGUCUUCAAGUGCAGCCACUCCACACUGCAGAUAAAAGGCAAAGUUAAUUCCAUCAUAGUGGAUAACUGUAAAAAGCUGGCCAUGGUGUUUGACAAUGUGGUUGGCAUUGUGGAAAUCAUUAACUCCAGAGACAUUCAGAUCCAGGUGAUGGGUAAAGUGCCAACCAUUUCCAUCAAUAAAACUGAAGGAUGUCACCUGUACCUCAGUGAAGAGUCCCUAAAGUGUGAGAUUGUGAGCGCCAAGUCUUCAGAAAUGAACAUUCUGAUCCCAAAAGAUGGAGAUUAUAAGGAAUUCCCUGUUCCUGAGCAGUACAAGACCGUAUGGGAUGGUUCCAGACUAGUCACAGAACCAACGGAGAUUGCCGGCUAAUAUCGUUUGAAUACUCGCGAUGGCAAUCUCCCAGCCUUUUAGCGACUUCAUACAGGGUUUAAAAUACCGGUUCAGGAGUACUGUGUUAUUGUGAAGAUUGCAAGCCUGGUUGCAAAAUCAAUGUUUUCGCAUUUCAUUGCAUUUUUACAGUGA